AUGGGUUUCACUGACUUCGUCUCCGACGCCGGCCUGGCUCUGGCCAACAACUACCUCUCCACCCGCAGCUACGUCGUUGGCUCUUCUCCCAGCCAGGCUGAUGUCGUGACCUUCAAGGCCUUCAGCGCUGCCCCCGACGCUGAGAAGUACCCCCACGUCGCCCGCUGGUACAAGCACAUCGCCUCUUACGAGAGCGAGUUCACCACUCUCCCCGGUGACGCCUCCAAGGCUUUCACUGCCUACGGCCCCGAGGGUGCUGACCUCCCCGCCAACCCCAAGGACAAGCCCGAGGAGGAUGAGGAGGAGGACCUCUUCGGUUCCGACUCUGAGGAGGAGGAUGCUGCCGUUGUUGAGGAGCGCAACCGCCGUCUCGAGGAUUACAAGGCCAAGAAGGCCGCCAAGGGCCCCAAGCCCGCUGCCAAGUCCAUUGUCACCCUUGAGGUCAAGCCCUGGGAUGACGAGACCGAUCUUGCCCAGAUGGAGGCCAACGUCCGUGCCAUCGAGAUGGACGGUCUGACCUGGGGUGCUUCCAAGCUCGUCGCUGUCGGCUUCGGUAUCAAGAAGCUGCAGAUCAACCUGGUUGUCGAGGACGAGAAGGUCUCCACCGACGACCUCCAGGCCCAGAUUGAGGAGGACGAGGACCACGUCCAGUCCACUGACGUUGCUGCCAUGCAGAAGCUUUAA
Messenger RNA from Penicillium manginii, 684 nucleotides. RefSeq names its product translation elongation factor 1 subunit beta. The transcript is spliced from 4 exons. Gene Ontology annotation, biological process: translational elongation. Bases 1 to 684 code for a protein of 227 amino acids. Gene Ontology annotation, cellular component: eukaryotic translation elongation factor 1 complex; cytosol. The record is from RefSeq and is a predicted model, not a curated record. Lineage: Eukaryota; Fungi; Ascomycota; Eurotiomycetes; Eurotiales; Aspergillaceae. Gene Ontology annotation, molecular function: translation elongation factor activity; guanyl-nucleotide exchange factor activity.